GAGGCGAGGCCAACAUGGCCGAUGUUUCGCCGCAGGAGAGAGCCAGGUUAGUCAGUGAGACCCGGCGGCGGUUUGAGGCGGAGUAUUUGUCAGAUAAGCCUGAUAAGUAUGAUCUCCGAGAUGUUGAAAAAUUACAACAAGAUGAUUCCUGGGUCGAAAGUUACUUAAUUUGGAGACACAAUGUUGUGGAUGAUACAUUGAAAAUGAUUGAUGAAAGUUUUCAGUGGAGGAAAGAAUUCAUGAUCAAUGACAUGAGUGAAUCCACUCUUCCCAAAUGGGUCUUUGAAACUGGUGCUGUGUAUCUCCAUGGCUAUGACAAGGAGGGUAACAAGCUGUUCUGGUUCAGGGUGAAAUUCCAUAUAAAAGAUAAUAAAACACUUCUGGACAAAAAGAAGCUUAUAGCCUUCUGGUUAGAGCGGUACGCCAGAAGGGAGCCUGGAAAGCCCCUAACAGUGAUGUUCGACAUGGCAGAAACCGGACUAAGUAACAUAGACAUGGACAUCGUUCGGUUUGUCAUCAACUGCUUUAAGAUUUAUUAUCCUAAAUACCUCACUAAAAUAGUGGUCUUUGACAUGCCAUGGAUCAUGAAUGCUGCUUUUAAAAUUAUAAAAGGUUGGCUUGGCCCAGAUGCAAUAAACAUGUUGAAGUUCACAAGUAAGAAUGAAGUGCAAGAGUAUGUCAGUAUGGAAUACCUCCCCUCACAUAUGGGUGGAACUGAUCCUUUCAAGUAUAGUUAUCCUCCACUGGUAGAUGAUGACUUUCAGACUCCACUGUGUGAAAACGGGCCUAUUACCAGCGAGGAUGAAACUGAAAGUAAAGAGGAUAUAGAUACAGAUGGUAAAGAAACUGGAGAACCAAAUUCCAAUGAAGAACAACUCCCUGGCCCCAAAAAGAUAAGCUUGGCAGACUCAAUUUCCAAACCAGAAGAACCAAUUUCCAAACCAGAAGACUCAAUUUCCAAACCUGAAGAGUGCGACAAAGGAGAGUCAAAAACAAAAUCAGUGAAGAAACCAUUAAGCGUAUUUAAAGGACUUUUAUUGCACAUCAGCCCUGCGGAAGAAUUGUAUUUUGGAUCUAAAGAAAUUGGAGAGAAAAAAUGCUUAAUAGUGCUCACAAAUGUAGCUAAAAAUACAGUGGCAUUUAAGGUGAGAACAACUGCUCCAGAUAAAUAUAGAGUUAAACCAAGCAACAGUAGCUGUGAGCCUGGCACAUCAUUAGAUAUAGUGGUGUCUCUUCAUGGGGGCUUCAUGGUUUCCCCCCAAGACCGUUUCCUGAUAAUGGCUGCUGAAAUGGAGCAGCAGCUUUCUGGCACAGGGGCAGCUGAACUGGCCCAAUUCUGGAAAGAUGUGCCCCGUACCAAAGUCAUGGAGCACAGGUUAAGAUGCCAUGUUCUCGAAAGCAGCAAACCUUCUAGUCUCUCAUUAAAAGAAAACGCUUUCAAUGUUCCAACGAAGACGAAUGAGGAUUUAUACUCACAGUUUUAACAACUCCAGACGUGAAACUGACUGACCUCCACCUUAAGUACCUUUUUCUCCCACUCCAUUUUAUGUGCACAGUCAUUUUUCAUGCAUGCUGAGUUCUUGGCUUUAGAUGCUUUAAUAUAAUGGAGAAAAUUGCUCAGUGUGGACAUGUGUUCCUUUGCUAAAAACUGAGGAAAAAUUUGGGCAGGUUGGAAAAUUGCUUUGAUCUAACAGUAUCUCUUUGGUGUUUUUUCGUGAGAUAAUACUGCCUAACAAAAUCAUAACGGCUUGAAGUUUUGAGCAGUCUUUCCUUCUUAAACUCAGUAACAUAAGCUGUUAACAAUGUGACUUUUGUGACUAAUGCAGAAUUGCUGAAAAUUUACCAUAAAUAUCGAAGAUAUUGACAGCCUAACCUUUACGCUUGUCCUGAUUUAUUCUGUAUGAAUUCAUAUUUUCACUCAGUGUCUCAUUUGAACAGUCGUUUUUAGUAGUCCACAGCUCAUCUCAUACUUCUGAAUUCAUAAUGUCAUUUGUUUACAUAUGAAUUACUGAGAACCAAAUGUAGAUCCUCUUUCAAUUCUCAUGGUGGAUUAUAUAAAGUUUCUGUUAAAUUGAAAGUCACCUAAUCGUUAGAGAGUAUCCUAGAAAUUGUGGUGAAUCUAGCUUCAAAUUUCUUAAUACACCAUUGUAACUAUUUUGAAAUUCUUGCCUCUAAUUUUCAAUAGAUUUAAUAGCACUUUAUUGUACAACUGCCAGAAAUAUAUUUAGAAUUGUUACCAGUAAAAUUAUUCUAACACUCUGGUGCUUUCAUAUAAUUUCAGUAUUUUUAUUACUAUAUUGGUAUUUUCUUUGUAUAACUGAUCAAAGGACAU
Tachyglossus aculeatus (Australian echidna) is the source of this 2332-nucleotide messenger RNA. RefSeq names its product motile sperm domain containing 2 (gene MOSPD2). Bases 15 to 1484 code for a protein of 489 amino acids. The transcript has 15 exons. Lineage: Eukaryota; Metazoa; Chordata; Mammalia; Monotremata; Tachyglossidae. The record is from RefSeq and is a predicted model, not a curated record.